AUGACGUCCAAUGACUUCCGUCUGGAACGGAACGUAGAACUAUCGAAAGAGACCAAAGCCAUCGCUGAAGAAGAGUUAAGAGAGACCCCAGAAAGAGUAAAGGAGGCUUUGGAAAGACUGAGAGAGUUGUUGAAAGAGAACAAAGACUUAUACUUCGGUGAUGAUGAUGAAAUCCUCACUAUAUUCCUACGUCCCUGCAAGUGGUAUCCAGAGAGUGCAAUUGCCCUUUACUGGGGUAAUGUCAAAGGGCAAUGCAUAUCAGCGUCUAUCGUCCUACGUGACACAAAUAAACUCCGCUUCCUCUAUUAG
Messenger RNA from Pieris macdunnoughi, 309 nucleotides. The record is from the annotation of a GenBank genome assembly. Lineage: Eukaryota; Metazoa; Arthropoda; Insecta; Lepidoptera; Pieridae.